GGAUCAUCAAGAAACCCUGGACAUAAACCAGUAUCCCUCCAGAGCCAAUACCCUUCGUCAAUAAACUUUACAGCAAUUCCAACUGUAUCUCGCGAUGUCGUCCACCAUGAACAACGAGUUCCCCAGCUACCUCCAAGCAUUCUUUCCAAACAAACUUUCCUUUCCCAUCUUCAACCUCGGCGCACAUACCCGUGAUAUGCACUUCACGGUUACUGUGGAUCUUCGUUUCAAGAACAAGCCACUUAUGGUUCUUGAUAACUUUACCAACGACGGCAAUGUCCUAGCGGUAGUCGGCAAGCCAAACAUCGUUCAUGCCACACACAAGACCGAAGUCCAGGUCGGCGAUACUACAAUUACCUUAAUCAACCUCAUGGGCAAUAUUUACCGCUCGUUUAUGUUCUCAUUAAAAUUGGACUCAGGCCGUGAGAAGUUUGAAUGGCGACCCACUCAAGGCAAUGAAGUGUGCAAUAUGUUCAAGCACGCUAAGGGGUUCAAGUUGGUACGCCUUGACAGCAAAGGUCCUGGGGACGGAAAGGGCGGAAAAAGAGACGAUCGACAUGUGGAUGAGACCAGCGAUGGAAAAGAGGUUGUCGCUGUCUGGGCUACUGAAAAGAGCCUAGUGCCGUCGAGCUUGACGCCAACCAAUAAGCCGUUCAAGUUUGAGUUGCGUGCAAGCGGCAAGUCUGGGGAGUUGGGUAGCCAAUUUGGCUAUUUCGCCCUCGCCACUGCCCUAAAGAUUUGGUCUUAUGAUGUUCAAGGCGUCACGUAUUUCAGUACCACUCCCGUCUAUCGUUGAUCAUUUUUUGAGGAAUAGGAGAGGGGCUCCUGGAGGCAGGACUAC
Molecule: messenger RNA, 841 nt
Organism: Daldinia vernicosa
Lineage: Eukaryota; Fungi; Ascomycota; Sordariomycetes; Xylariales; Hypoxylaceae
Exons: 2
Coding region: 95-796 (233 amino acids)
Source: RefSeq, a predicted model, not a curated record